This is a messenger RNA of Rubroshorea leprosula, 4095 nucleotides long. The record is from the annotation of a GenBank genome assembly. Lineage: Eukaryota; Viridiplantae; Streptophyta; Magnoliopsida; Malvales; Dipterocarpaceae.
CCACAUCAGUUUUUUGGUUUGAAAAUGGGUGAGAGAGAUGGAUACGUCUGGUUUUGAAAUUGGAGUCGCGGGGUCAGACCCAUUUGUAGAAAAAUGAGGGCUGUUGAAUGUUGAUGUUGGGUUUACAGGUGAUUCUUGCUUCACUAACAAGUGAUGGGGGCUGUUGGGUUAAGUGUUUAAACCGCUAAAGUUUCCUUCUUUAUUGUGGGUUUUUCCAUUUCCAUCUUGGGAUCCGACUUUUGUUUAGCAAUUCAUUUCUUGUUCCAGUUGAUUGCGGGUGGAGCAAGUAGGGAAGAGAGCUAGAGUGAUCUUGGGAUGUGGGUUUGAAGGGCCUUUUAUUUUGGGUUUCUCUUUCUUAUCUCUAAAAGGGGUAAUGUUUCUUCUACAUUUUUAGGGUUUUGGGGCUUGAUUUUUGGUCUCUGAGGACUUCACUUCAGAUCUCAGCUAGCUAAUCAUCUUGUUGGUGGUGACCAGUGCUCUUCCCUGCUCCUCAUUCUCUUUUAGUGUAAUGGUGGUGCUGGAGUUUACUCCAAUGACUUUCUUCAAAUGGGUUUUACUGGCUUGCUUUCUUUGUUCAUCAUUGGGUCUCCAAACAUCGGGUCAAUCCUGCAACCCAAAUGACUUGGUGGCACUAAAAGAAUUUGCAGGAAGCCUUACAGAUGGGUCCAUUAUCACAGCUUGGUCUAAUGAAUCAAUUUGCUGCCAUUGGGAUGGUGUUUUCUGUGAGAAUAAGAGUAGUGGUUCAAAUUCUAGUAGAGUAAUCAUGUUGACUCUGCCCAACAAAGGUCUCAAAGGGACAGUUUCAAGCUCUUUGGGCCGUUUAGAUCAGCUGAAAUUACUCAAUCUAUCUUGCAAUCGUCUUGAAGGUGGACUGCCCCAGCAACUCUCAAAUUUGAAGCAGUUGGAGGUUCUUGAUUUGAGCCAUAAUAAGCUAUCAGGGCCUGUUUCAGAAUCACUUUCUGGUAUGGUAUCCAUUCAGUCACUGAAUAUUUCAAGCAAUUCAUUCAAUGGUAGUAUCUCUGCACUUAGGGGGUUUCCAAAUGUUUCUGUGUUUAACAUGAGCAACAAUUCAUUCACUGGCCAAGUCAGUCCAUGGAUCUGCAGCUUCUCCAAAGGACUUCAAAUUAUUGAUUUAUCAAUGAACCAUUUAGUGGGCACACUUGAAGGCCUGGGAAGUUGUAGCACAUCUCUCCAAGAGUUGCAUUUGGGUUACAAUUCACUUUCUGGCCAUCUUCCAGGGUAUUUGUACUCAAUGUCAUCUUUGGAGCAACUGUCAAUCCCUGCAAACAAUUUCUCAGGCCAAUUGAGCGAGAAUUUGGGUAAUCUUUCUAGCCUUAAAUCCCUUCUUAUUUCUGGGAACCGAUUUUCUGGUGCAAUUCCUGAUGUCUUUGGGAACCUGACAAAUUUAGAACAGUUAACUGCACACUCAAAUUCAUUUUCUGGGCCCCUGCCUGCAUCGCUUGCACUCUGUUCGAAGCUUCAGAUGCUUGAUCUUGGAAACAAUUCUUUAAAUGGUGGUAUUGAGCUCAAUUUCAUUGGAAUGACCAGUCUCUGCACACUUGAUCUUGCCACUAAUCAUUUCACUGGAUUCCUUCCCAGUUCUCUAUCCGUUUGUAAAGAAUUGAAAACUCUGAACUUAGCUAAGAAUGGGCUUUCUGGUUCAAUUCCUGAGAGUUUUGCAAAGCUCACAUCCCUUUCGUUCUUAUCAUUGUCAAACAAUAGCUUUGUGGGCUUAUCUGGAUCACUAUCUGUGCUUCAGCAGUGCAAGAACCUUACCACCCUUAUCCUGACAAAGAACUUCCAUGGCGAGGAAAUUCCCCAAAAUAUAAGUGGGUUUGAGAAUUUAAUGGUCUUAGCAUUUGGAAAUUGUGGUCUGAGAGGCAAAAUCCCAGAUUGGCUGUUGAAUUGUAGGAAGAUAGGGGUUCUAGAUUUGUCAUGGAAUCAGUUGGAUGGCAGUAUCCCAUCUUGGAUUGAUCAGAUGGAGAACUUGUUUUACUUGGACCUCUCAAAUAACUCCCUUACUGGAGAAAUUCCAAAAGGUUUGGCAGAACUGAAGAGUCUCGUUUCUUCAAAUAGCAGUUUGUCCACCCUUCCACCUUCUGUGGGGAUUCCUCUAUAUGUAAAGCGGAACCGGAGUGCUAGUGGUCUUCCAUAUAACCAGGCUUCAAGUUUCCCGCCAUCUAUAUUAUUGAGCAAUAACCGAUUAAAUGGGACAAUCUUGUCUGAAAUUGGACGACUGAAGCAGCUCCACAUCUUAGAUUUGAGCAGGAAUAACAUUACUGGGGUCAUUCCUGACUCCAUUUCAGAGAUGGAGAACUUGGAAACUCUAGAUUUAUCAUUCAAUGACCUGUAUGGAUCAAUUCCCCAGUCAUUUGACAAGCUCACAUUCCUGUCAAAAUUCAGUGUGGCAUAUAAUCACUUACAUGGUGUAAUUCCAACUGGUGGGCAGUUUUAUAGCUUUCCAAGCUCAAGCUUUGAAGGCAACCCUGGACUUUGUGGGAAUAUAGUCUCUCCUUGUCAUAUUCCUGACAGUAUGCCACAGCCACAUGCUCAUUAUGGUUCAAACAGUAAAUUUGGUCGAAGCAGCAUUCUUGUUGUGACAAUUGGCAUAGCAGUUGGGAUUUUAUUGCUUCUUGCAACUGUUCUGCUUAGAAUGUCAAGGAGAAUUGCAGGGGAUCCUAUUAAUGAUUUGGAUGAGGAACUCAGCAGGCCACGCCGGUCUGAAGCUCUUUACUCAUCAAAAUUGGUUCUCUUCCAGAAUGCAAAUUGCAAGGAGCUCACAGUAGCAGACUUAUUGAAGUCUACAAACAAUUUCAACCCAGCAAACAUAAUUGGCUGUGGUGGUUUCGGACUGGUUUACAAAGCCUACCUUCCAGAUGGCACAAAAGCUGCAGUCAAGAGACUUUCUGGGGAUUGUGGUCAGAUGGAACGUGAGUUCCAAGCUGAAGUGGAGGCCCUUUCAAGAGCUCAGCACAAAAAUCUUGUUUCUCUUCAAGGUUACUGUAAGCAUGGGAAUGAUAGAUUAUUAAUUUACUCCUAUAUGGAGAAUGGAAGCUUAGACUACUGGCUACAUGAGAGUAUUGAUGGGUCUUCAGUUCUUAAAUGGGAUGUAAGACUCAAGAUUGCUCAAGGAGCAGCUGGUGGGUUAGCUUACUUGCACAGAGUUUGCGAACCGAACAUUGUCCAUCGAGAUGUAAAAUCUAGCAACAUCCUUUUGGAUGACAAAUUCGAAGCUCAUUUGGCUGAUUUUGGUCUCUCAAGGCUACUUCGGCCUUAUGAUACUCAUGUCACGACAGACUUGGUUGGGACGUUGGGCUAUAUUCCACCAGAGUACAGUCAGACACUAACGGCAACCUGCAGAGGUGAUGUCUAUAGCUUUGGGGUUGUUCUGCUUGAGCUACUUACUGGUAGAAGGCCUGUGGAAGUAUGCAAGGGAAAGAAUUGCAGGGAUCUAGUGUCUUGGGUGUUUCAGAUGAAGUCUGAAAAAAGGGAAGCAGAGAUUGUGGACUCAUCUAUAUGGGACAAGGAUCGUGAGAAGCAGCUCCUAGAAAUGCUUGAAAUUGCCUGUAAAUGCUUAGAUCAGGAUCCAAGGCGGAGACCCUUAAUUGAAGAAGUAGCUUUGUGGCUUGAUGGUAUUGGAAGUGAGGCUCAGCAAUGAACUCUCAAUUAACAUGCUUACUAUUUGAAUCUCAGGCAGCUGGGAGAAUAUAUUUACCUUUAAAGCAAACACUGUUCAGGUUUCUAUAAGGUUGGACGGAGUCCCAACUCCUAACCAAAUGACUGUUUCUUUACAGAAACCAUCAUUUAGUGCUGUACACUGUCAGAUAAGUUUUGUAUACAUAUGCUAUCUUAGGCAUUUAUUUACCUGAAAUAAGUGUUAUAAAUUAUCUAAAUUUUCCAUCUGAAUAGAUGAAAUGAAGCAUCAAAAUGCACAGCAAAGAGAAAUCAUUACUGAUGCUGCUGUAUGUUGUGUUUCAUUUGCUCGUUCAUGUUGGUCUGAAAUCGAUAUAUUGUGCAUGACUAGAGCAUAUCUUUCCUGAUUAUUUGCAUGCAUUCAUCCAAUGAUUCCUGAAGCAAUAAAUUCAUUGAGCUGGG